UGUAUAAUACACUGUACACGAUGUCAAUUUUGAUAAAUGAGAUAAUAACAUGUAUUUUUAGUGGGUGUGGUGUCUUAGCAACACGUUGGGUCAAUGACUGAAAUUUUAUUAUAUAAUGUAUACACGCGAUAACAUGAUAUAGUGGCCUGGUACCCUCGUCGUUCUUGUUCCGUCAGUUUUAUUACAAAGAUACACAUUUCUCGUGAAAGUGGCGUCACUGUCGUAGACAACGGCACUGAAGUGAAAAUGUCUAACUCUGAGCUGCAGCACAAAGAAUCGAAACAGACUAAUAAUAACAACAGCAGUAAUAAUAAUAAAAAUAAUAAUGUUAAACCACAGCAGCAGCAACAGCAAGAAAGGAGAAAGAAUAAAAAGAUAGAUAAGGUGCAAUGUGACGGAAGAUUGAAAAUUAUAAUAAACAGAGAAAAUGAAUUGAGAGCCAGAUGGCCAGAACGAUGGGGGUUUUAUUCGAAAAAUAACGUGGAAAGAAUGUGGAGCGAAAAUGCUGUCAAUUUGGGACUACCAGAAAACUUUAUUGAUCUCAGAAGACAGAAACUACGUAAACAAGAUAUAAUUCAACCGUUGAUCGAAGCAGUACCAUCACCAAUGUGCGUCCCAAUAACAUCGUCAGGUUUUGUAGGAUGGCGUUCUGCACAAAAAAUUUGCAAUUUAGAAAUGUUUGGCAGGGCUAUUGAUUAUAAUAGACUAGAUACUCGGAUGUUAAAAUCAGACGAUGAGCCAGAUCAAAAACAACAGAGAUUUAUAAUUCUAGGAUAAAUAAUUUAUGUUUGUAAAAAUGAAGGUCAAGUAAUUAUUUAUAAACAUCUACGACAGUUGUUCAAUUUUCUCUUAAUGGACCUGGACUCACUUCAUUGUAACCAGUUUUUUGAUUUAAAAAGUAUAAAAACAUCAAGUGUUAAACGGACAAAACUUAAAUAGGUUUUAGUGUGCAAACAUAACACGCUAAGAUAGUAAUUAGAAUUUUAUAUUGUAGAUUAUUUUUUACUAUAUAUUUAAAUUUUAAAAAAAUUGUAAGCAUAUUCAUACCGUGUAAGUAAAUGUUUGUGAUAAUAUGUAGUAUGUUCAAUCAAAAAAAAUCUAUUAAUUUACACUUAUAAUUUUGGUAAGGUAUUGGGGAAAUAUUUAUUUUACAAACAAUGUUAAAUUAUUUGUU
Aphis gossypii (cotton aphid) is the source of this 1174-nucleotide messenger RNA. RefSeq lists its product as uncharacterized. The transcript has 5 exons. The record is from RefSeq and is a predicted model, not a curated record. Bases 247 to 777 code for a protein of 176 amino acids. NCBI's taxonomy places the organism in Eukaryota, Metazoa, Arthropoda, Insecta, Hemiptera, Aphididae.